Messenger RNA from Globicephala melas (long-finned pilot whale), 399 nucleotides. It is a transcript of the gene NPS, whose product is annotated as neuropeptide S. Gene Ontology annotation, biological process: neuropeptide signaling pathway; positive regulation of synaptic transmission, GABAergic; positive regulation of synaptic transmission, glutamatergic. The record is from RefSeq and is a predicted model, not a curated record. Gene Ontology annotation, cellular component: extracellular region. NCBI's taxonomy places the organism in Eukaryota, Metazoa, Chordata, Mammalia, Artiodactyla, Delphinidae.
AUGGGACAUGUUGCUAUUUUUACUCCUGAACUUUCCUGGUAUAAAAGGAUCACCAACGGAGGAUCUGACAGUAAGGGUGAGGAAUUUGGCAAUAAAAUCACUGACCUACAGAGAUUUCAGGAAGUCCAAAAUAAUCAGCUCAUUAAAUCCAGUCUUAUUCUAUUUCUGUUGAUUUCUACAAUGCAUGUGUUUUGCUGUCAUCCGAUUCCAUCUUCUAAGGUGUCUGGAAAAUCUGACUGCUUUGUCAUCCUACUGAACAGCUGCCCCAUGAGGAUGGACAGGAGAGAGGGACUGGAUUUUCUAAAGCCAGUUUUGGAGAAGACACUUAUGAAAAGGUCCUUUCGCAAUGGAGUUGGCACAGGAAUGAGAAACACUUCCUUUCAAAGAGCAAAAUCAUGA